Calidris pugnax (ruff) is the source of this 2474-nucleotide messenger RNA. Its product is annotated as toll-like receptor 2. The transcript is spliced from 2 exons. Gene Ontology annotation, biological process: immune response; inflammatory response; toll-like receptor signaling pathway. Gene Ontology annotation, cellular component: membrane. NCBI's taxonomy places the organism in Eukaryota, Metazoa, Chordata, Aves, Charadriiformes, Scolopacidae. Gene Ontology annotation, molecular function: transmembrane signaling receptor activity; protein binding. The coding region runs from base 76 to 2433 and encodes 785 amino acids. The record is from RefSeq and is a predicted model, not a curated record.
GCCACCCCCCGGCGGGUCUGGUGCCUGGUCCUGCUGGCCCUGGCCGGGGGGGGGACGGCAGGACCCCCCUGCCCCAUGGACACCGGCAACCAGACGGGGCUGUGCAAGGGGCAGGGCCUGGUGGCCGUCCCCGUUGGCCUCCCCCGUGGCCUCCAUGGCCUGGACCUCUCCUACAACAAGCUCCAGGAGAUCACGGGGGGCGAUUUCGCCGGCAUGACCCAGCUCCGGCGCUUGGAUUUGGGCUACAACAACAUCUCCCGCAUCGCGCCGGACGCCUUCGUCUCCAACCUCCUCCUGGAGCACCUCCGGCUCUUCAACAACUCCCUCCGGCGCAUCCCGGCCCCGGCGUUGGGGCCUUUGGUCAACCUGCGUUGGUUGGACAUGUCCAACAACCUCUACCCCAGCGCGGCCUUGGAUGGGGUCUUCAGGGGGCUGCGGCGGCUGCGGGAGCUGUCGUUGGGGGGUCCCCUGCUGAGGGACAUCUCCCGGGAGGACUUCGCCGCCUUGAAGGACACGGCGCUGGAGAAGUUCGCCAUCAAGUCGGCCUCCAGCCUGCGGAGUUACGAGGCCGGGGCUUUCUCCUGGUUGAACACCACGGAGCUGUGGUGCGACGUGGCCUUGGACGAGAACGCCACGGCUCUGCCGGUGAUGCUGAGGGACCUGAGGGACAAACCCCUCGACACCUUGCGCUUCCGUAACCUCUUCGAGUUCACCUACUACAUGGGCCGCGCCGACCCCUUCGCCGGUUUGGCCCAGUUGAGGGUCACCAAGUUGGUCUUCUACCGGGGCAAGUUCAACGAGAACCUCCUCCGCUUUGCCUUGCUCAACGUCCAACGCUCCCGCAUCCGGGUCUUGGAGCUGAUGGCCAUCGACUUUGCCCGCUCGCCCCGGUGGAACAGCUCGGGCGUGGGGAUGGUGGCCCCGCAGCUCGACCGCCUCCUGCUGCAGGACAUCAGCAACCCCGACAUCUUGCGUUUCGACUGGACCUUCACCUGGUUGAGCGGCGUGGCCGCCCUCUCCAUCAUCAACGUCAACUUCAACUACGUCCCCUGCGACGUCUGGGGGGAGCUGCGGAACGUGAAGUUCUUGAACAUCUCCAGCAACCGCCUGGCAGACGGUUAUAUCUACAACCAACGGUGCCACUACCAGGGCGUCAUGCCCAAGCUGGAGACCUUCAUCUUGGCCACCAACCAGCUCCUGAGCCUGGCCGUGGUGGCUGCCUUGACGCGGACCUGGCCCCGGCUCGCCCACCUCGACGCCAGCCACAACGCCUUGGGCAGCCGGCGGGAGACGUGCCAAUGGAGUCCCACCUUGCAGCGGUUGGUCCUCCACCACAACCAGGUGACGGCGGGCACCUUUGGGUGCUUGCCCACCACCUUGGAGUACCUGGACCUCUCCUACUCCCAGCUGGACCGCUUGGACAUGGACUAUUUCACCCGUAGCCCCCGGCUGCGGGAGCUGAGGUUGACCGGCAACAAGAUCAAGUUCAUCCCUUCCGAGUGGAGAUGCCCCCACUUGGAGGUGCUGGCCAUCGACGGCAACUCCUUCGGCGUCAUCAACCGCGGCUCCUUCGUCAACAUGCCGCGGCUCGUUAGCCUGGAGGCUGGCAACAACCCCUACCACUGCACCUGCGACCUCUACCUCUUCUUGGAGGAGACGCGGCGACGGGGACAACCCACCUUGGCCGACUGGCCCCAGAGCUGGAUCUGCUACCACCCCGAGCCGCUGCUGGACACGGCCGUGGCCGCCUACACCCCGCUCCCCUUGGAAUGCAACGUGCCGGCGCUGGUGGCCGUGGCGGUGGCCAGCACGGCGGUGGUGGUGGUGGCCUGCACCGUGCUCUGCUGGAAGCUGGACGCCUGUUGGUACCUCCGGGCCACCUACCAGUUGGUGAGGGCCAAGUAUGGUGGGCGGCGAGCGGGCACCACGCGGCAGUGUUCCUACCACGCCUUCAUCUCCUACAGCUGCGCCGACGCCGCUUGGGUCCGCCAGGAGCUCCUGCAGAGGUUGGAGGACACCAGGCCACCCUACAGGCUCUGCAUCCACGAGAGGGACUUCACCCCGGGCCGGUGGAUCAUCGAUAACAUCGUGGAGAACAUCGAGAGGAGCUCCAAGGUCAUCUUCGUCCUCUCCCGCAGCUUCGUCGACAGCGAGUGGUGCAACUACGAGCUCUACUUCGCCCACCAACGCGCCGUUGGGUUGGGCAGCGAGGACGUCAUCUUGGUGGUGAAGGAACCCAUCGACGCUCGGGGUUUGCCCCGACGUUUCGCCCGCCUCCGGAAGAUGUUGGGCAGCAAGACCUACCUGGAGUGGCCCCACGAACCCUCGAGACGACCCUUCUUCUGGCUCCAGCUCCAAAGCCUUUUGGGGAGCCCCGGGGCGCUCGGUCCCACCACUGGCGAGGAGGAGACGGCCGUGGAUGCCACCACGUAGCGGUGGCCUCUGGUGGGCUGGGAGGUGGGGAUGGUGGCCAG